Messenger RNA from Cinara cedri, 1182 nucleotides. The record is from the annotation of a GenBank genome assembly. Lineage: Eukaryota; Metazoa; Arthropoda; Insecta; Hemiptera; Aphididae.
AUGCGUGAGAACGACGAAACGCCAAGUCCCAGAGAAACAGUACCACUAAUGGCAUCACCAAGGAAUAACCCGUCACAUCGUGACUCAUUGACUGCUCAAGAAGAAGAAACCCUUAAAUAUGGCGCUGAACAUGUCAUUAAACUCUUCGUACCUGUGUCCAUGUGCAUGUUGGUAGUAGUGGCCACGAUCAAUUCAGUGAGCUUUUACAAUGUAAAAGAUAUGUAUUUAUUGUACACACCAUUUCACGAGACCAGUCCAGAGGCAUCCACCAAAGCACUAAAUGCUGUAGCCAAUGCGGGUAUUUUGAUAACUGUUGUUAUUAUAAUGACUGUUUUCUUAAUUGGAUUAUACAAAUAUCGUUGUUACAAAUUGAUACACGGAUGGCUUAUCAUGUCAUCGUUGACACUCCUGUCCAUGUUCACUUGUCUGUACAUUGAAGAGAUUUUAUACACAUAUAAUAUUCCCAUGGAUUAUAUAACAUUUUUUCUGAUAAUAUGGAAUGUCGGUAUGUUGGGUAUGGUGUGUAUACAUUGGAAAGGCCCGUUGAGACUUCAACAAUCUUAUCUGAUUUUUAUUGCUGCUCUUAUGGCACUUGUAUUUAUAAAAUAUAUGCCCGAGUGGACCACUUGGGUCGUACUAUUUGUCAUAUCUAUUUGGGACUUAGUUGCUGUACUCACUCCACGAGGUCCUUUACGUAUUUUAGUUGAGUUAGCGGAAGAGCGAAAUGAACAAAUAUUUCCUGCACUGAUUUAUUCUUCUACAGUUGUGUACAUGAUAAACCGUUCAGAUAGUGUUGAUAGUACCACAGACAGUCAAAAUGGAUUUACUAGGACAUGGGUGGAAGAACAUCAACGCCAACAGCCCCCGCUUGAAGAAAUUAAAGUAUGUAGAAGAAUAAUGGAUCAAGAUGAAAAAGGUGUCAAACUCGGAUUAGGUGAUUUCAUAUUCUACAGUGUUUUGGUGGGCAAAGCAUCGUCUUACGGAGACUGGAAUACCACAUUAGCAUGCUUUGUGGCUAUACUUAUUGGAUUGUGCUUGACACUUUUAUUAUUGGCCAUAUUUAGACGUGCUUUGCCUGCUUUACCAAUAUCAAUCACUUUUGGACUGGUAUUUUAUUUUGCUACUCGAGGACUAGUAAAACCAUUUGCGGACAUGCUUGCUUCAAAACAAAUUUUUAUAUGA